AUUCCUCCACUUCCACCAAUCAUAUGAGAACACCGCUCAUCUCGGUGACGUAACACACGGUGCAAGAACGCUGUACGGAAGUCACGCGCCUCUAGUGGGAGUUUGCAUUUGUCCCUACAUUUCCUCAGGCAUCAUGACCUGCUUGCACCUGCUGUUGAUUUUGGUCUUUGCUGUCAGCUUUGGGACAUCUGUAGAGAUUCAGCGGCCACGAGGAGUGCCACUGACAAAAAAACAGUUUUAUGAGGAGAACAAACCUUUCACCUGUCUCGAUGGAUCCCGGACUAUUCCUUUUGACCAAGUGAAUGAUGACUACUGUGACUGCAAAGAUGGUUCAGAUGAGCCAGGCACUGCUGCUUGUCCGAAUGGCAGCUUCCAUUGCACCAAUGCUGGUUACAGGCCUAUGUUUAUCCCAUCCUCCCGUAUUAAUGACGGCAUCUGUGAUUGCUGCGAUACAACUGAUGAGUACAACAGCGGAGCCAAAUGUGAAAAUACCUGCAAGGAACUAGGACGCAAAGAGAGGGAAGUUUUGCAGAAGAUGGCUGAGGUCACCAAAGAGGGCUUUCUCCUGAAACAGCAGCUCAUUGAGGAAGCCAAGAAAGGACAACAAGAAAAGCAGGGUAAAGUGACUGAUAUGCAGGAAAAUAAGAAACAGCUCGAGGAGAAAGUUGAAGUGCUGAGGACAGUAAAAGAGACAGCAGAGCAGCCUGAGAAGGAAGCUAAAGAGCGCCACCUCAAGGCCUGGGAAGAGCAAAAGGCAGCGAUUCGCUUGGAGAAGGACAAAGCCAAAAUGGCAGAAGCCUUUUUGGAGCUGGAUGACAAUGCAGAUGGCUUUGUGUCUGUUUCUGAGCUUCAGUCCCAUGCUGAGUUGGACCCAGAUGCUGAUGGCACACUUACUGAAACCGAGGCCCAGGGACUGAUGGCAGGAGCUGAGCAGGUGGACACAUCAACAUUUGAGAGUGUUUGGACCAACAUUAAAGACAAGUAUCACUCAGAGUCCCAGCCUGAGGAACCUGCCCCAGUGGAAACGCCUCCAGAUGAAGUGAAGGAACCAGUUGUAGACAAUGACUCCGAGCCAUACCCAGAAGACGACAUCUCUGAGGAAGAAGACGAGGAUGACGAGGAUGACGAUGAUUAUCAUGAAGACGAUGAUAAGGCGCCGCCCACCAGUAAGACCCCAGAGAAGAGUCAUGAAGACGAGGAAUCCAUGCCACCCUAUGACGCAGACACCCAGGCCCUCAUCGAUGCUGCUCAGAAGGCCAGAAAUGACUUUGAGGAGGCUGAGAAAGCUCUUCGGGAGAUGGACGAUCAAAUCAGAAAUAUUGAAAAAGAGCUGUCCUUUGAUUUUGGCCCUGAUGCUGAGUUCACUUACCUUUACAGCCAGUGCUACGAACUUACCACUAGCGAGUACAUCUACAGACUCUGCCCUUUCAACCGGGUUUCACAGAAACCCAAGUAUGGGGGCUCAGAGACCAACCUUGGGACAUGGGGAAGUUGGUCAGGGCCUGAAAAUAAUAAGUACUUGGUGAUGAAAUACGAGCACGGCACUGGGUGCUGGCAAGGUCCGAACAGAUCAACUACAGUGAAGCUGACUUGUGGGAAGGAGACCGUGGUGACCUCGACGUCUGAGCCGAGUCGCUGUGAAUACCUAAUGGAAUUUAUCACUCCUGCAGUGUGCCAAGAGCCAGCUAACACUGACCUCCCGCAACAUGGCCACGAGGAGCUCUAGACUCCACGCUCUGCGUGAAGAUGCAUGGUGUGCCAUGGAGUUGUUGCUCUGUGGGAACAUUAACUUCAUUUCCUGUUCAAGCAGUUUAAGAAUGUGAUGUUUUUUUGUUGUUUUUACUGGGUUAAAAUCGUAUCUCUUCACAUUCCAUGGAUAAUGUUGAAAUAAACUCAACUUUAAAAAAAAUUGUUG
Molecule: messenger RNA, 1915 nt
Organism: Labeo rohita (rohu)
Lineage: Eukaryota; Metazoa; Chordata; Actinopteri; Cypriniformes; Cyprinidae
Gene: prkcsh
Product: protein kinase C substrate 80K-H
Exons: 18
Coding region: 134-1726 (530 amino acids)
Biological process (GO): N-glycan processing; liver development
Cellular component (GO): glucosidase II complex
Molecular function (GO): calcium ion binding
Source: RefSeq, a predicted model, not a curated record